CCUUUUCUCCUGCUCACUCCCGCUUUCUGCGGAAAUGCAGCUCCCCAGCCAAACAAGCGAGCUCCGCAGCUAGCAUCCCACCCUGCUCAACAAGGGCAGCAGCGUCCUGCGGCCACGGUCCAUCCUGCCCCGGGCACAACUCGGGUCUCUCCGGAACCGGGCACUUCUGCAACUUGGGAGGAAACCCAGGGCAGAGAAAGGAGCCGUCACCUCCCCUGGCUGGGCUGGGGACUCGGCGGAUCGCAAUGAGCACCCUGUGUCUGAAGGAGAAGCUGCAGGCCCUCCAGUGCCACUUCACCUGGAACUUUGAAAUCAGAGACAAGGUAGAUGCAGCUCACCUCCUCCAAACUCUGGCUCUCAGGAUUGCCCACACUUACUACCAGAACCAGCCCACGCUCCUUGCCAUGAAGGCUUAUCUCUACCACCUACAUGGGCAAUAUGAAGACGCUCUGCAAAGCCUAAGAGAAGCUGAAGAGAUUCUGCAAAGAGAUCACCCAGAUAACUUCCCCCAGCAGGUCCUGGUCAUUUACGGAAACUACGCCUGGAUCUAUUAUCACUUGGACCACUAUGAUUUGGUUGAGCUUUACCUGGACAAGGUUAGAAAGAUCUGCAGCUCCCUGAAGAGCCGCUCUCCAUAUGCAGCUCAGAUCCCUGAGAUACAUGCACAGAAAGGCUGGUCUCUCCUGGCAGCAGGCUUCCGCAAUGGCAUUGAAGCCACAGAGUGUUUCCAAAUGGCAUUAAGAGAAGACGAAGCAAAUGGGGAAUUUCUUGGUGGGUUGGCAAUAGCGGUCUUUGCAUCAUGGUGUCACUCACAGGAGUUUGAAUUUUUGAAAGCAGCCGAAAAUAAGUUGGUUGCCAUUCUCCGUGAACAGCAGCAAAACUAUGCAGCUAAGGUGUAUUUAGCUGAGAUCCUUAAGGAAUCAGAUAGACAGCAAGCCGAAGCCCUCUUAGAAGAUGUUGUUCAGAAUAGCCUGGACCCUGAGGUCCUGAGACAUGCAGCCAAGUUCUUUGAACGAGAAUGCGUAGAAAAAAAGAUCUCUAUUCUAGAGCGAGCAAUAUCUCUGAACCCCAAUUAUCAUCUCCUUCACUAUGACCUUGGUUAUUGCUACAAGAUACAGUUGUGGGGGGCCAAAUCCAGCAGCAGAGAAGAAAUAUUGGCAGCAGCUAUUAAGUCCUUCAAAAAGGCUGUGCAGAAAGAUCCAGCCUCUGUGUUUUCAAGGCUGGCUUUAGCUGAAAUGUAUGGAGAAAACACACCUCACUACCAAGAAGAGAUUUAUCUCAAUCUCAUGAGUAAAAUGCCCAGCCUCAGCAAGAAGUGUCAGCAAGCAGUCUACCUUCACUGGGGGGAUUUCCUCUUCUACAAGCAGAAGUCAGUGUGGGAGGCAGCUAAGGUGUACAAAGCAGGUCUUGCCAUUUCAGACAACUACCCGGAGAGGAAAAAACUGAAAAGGAGGUUGGAAGAGGUGGCAGGAGAAUUCCAGAAGAGCUCCCAAACCUCUGAGGCUGAGGCCAUACAUGACUUCAUUCAACAGAAUGAAAGUCCGUGGUACAUGGGGAGAUCCACUGGUGGCAACAACAGAGCAGGAGUACUGGCAGAUGUAUGAGGAAAAUGCCGCGGAAUCCUUCCCU
Molecule: messenger RNA, 1629 nt
Organism: Dermochelys coriacea (leatherback sea turtle)
Lineage: Eukaryota; Metazoa; Chordata; Testudines; Dermochelyidae
Product: interferon-induced protein with tetratricopeptide repeats 5-like
Exons: 2
Coding region: 246-1604 (452 amino acids)
Biological process (GO): defense response to virus
Cellular component (GO): cytosol
Molecular function (GO): protein binding
Source: RefSeq, a predicted model, not a curated record